Macroventuria anomochaeta is the source of this 1229-nucleotide messenger RNA. Its product is annotated as alpha/beta-hydrolase. Gene Ontology annotation, cellular component: membrane. The coding region runs from base 48 to 971 and encodes 307 amino acids. The transcript is spliced from 3 exons. The record is from RefSeq and is a predicted model, not a curated record. Gene Ontology annotation, molecular function: lipase activity. NCBI's taxonomy places the organism in Eukaryota, Fungi, Ascomycota, Dothideomycetes, Pleosporales, Didymellaceae.
CACUUGCACUUUUACGGUUUUUCACGUAUUUAUCAUCCAUCUUCAUUAUGGCUAUUGAGGAGGGCUGGCACACAUCUGACGAUGGGCGCAAGCUCUACACGAAAACUUGGACUACGGAAGGGCCGGCUAAGGCUCGAUUGGUCUUCAUCCAUGGUUUCUCAGAUCACAUCAACACAUACGGCAACUUCUUUCUGACGCUCGCUGCUAAGGGCAUCGAAGUCUACAGCUUCGACCAGAGAGGAUGGGGCAAGUCAGUAACGAAGAAAGCUGAGCGAGGUCAUACCGGCCCAACGACAAGAGUGCUUGACGAUAUCACAUCGUUCCUCAAGUCGGUGAUACCAAGUCCUGUCCCGCUGUUCUUGAUGGGCCAUAGUAUGGGCGGUGGAGAGGUCUUGUGCUACGCUGCUCAAGGCCCGAGUGAGAUUCGAAAGCACAUCCGAGGAUACUUGCUGGAGUCGCCUUUUGUGGACUUUGAUGCCAAGUCGAAGCCAUCGCCGUUCACAGUGUUUCUCGGAAGACUCGCUGGGAGACUACUACCGCACAGGCAACUUACCAACAAGCUUGAUGUUAACCUCAUUUCCCGCGAUCCCGAAACUUGCAAGCGCUUUGAGGAAGAUGACCUCUGCCACGAUACGGGCACGCUGGAGGGUCUCGCUGGAAUGUUGGACCGCACUGGCGAGUUAGCAGCGGGGAAAGUCAUCAUCCCUGAUGAUGCUGGAGAAGGCGGGGUGACGAGGAUCUGGAUUGCUCAUGGUGACAAGGAUGGGAUCACUGCCUUUGCAGCCUCGAAACGCCUGGCCGACGCGCUACAGGUCAAAGACAAGGAGUUCAAGGCGUACGAAGGAUACUACCAUCGCUUACACGACGAGCCCAGCCCUGAUAAGGAGGUGUUCAUAGACGAUGUCGCCAAUUGGAUACUCGCUCGCUCUGUAGAACCGGUGCAGGUCGACGGCGCCAGGCCCAAAUUGUAGACUUUGAUCAAAGAAAGUCUUGGUGAUUGCACAAACCCUGCUGGGUAUCCUAAUGCAAGGCUUGAUAGGGAAGGUUCCUCUUUUUGCAGAAUUGGCUUGAAUGUUUCCAGGCUGGAGGCCGAGCAAACUGAACGCGCGUUCCUGGUGAUGUUCUCUAGCUAGUGAAACAUGCAGCAGCCUUUAUCUGUCGACUCUUGGCCGCAGGAGUGACGACGCUGACUGCGAGGCUUGUAAAGAGAUUCCACGUAUUGUGUGAGG